AUGGCGACUAUCAGGGUAGUAACGUGUCGGCUCGUCCUCGCGUCGUUGUCGCGGAAUUGCGAACGUGUCAUCCCCAGCGCGACCGUGAUCUCGAAGAAGAGCUACUCAACCACUGCGGAAAAUGAAAAGAUCUAUGAUAUCGUCAUCGCCGGAGGCGGCAUGGUCGGUACGACGUUGGCGUGCGCUAUAGCGAACAAUCGGAGAUUGGCAAACAAGAAGAUCUUACUUUUAGAAAAUAAUCCUAAACAGGAAUACACACCCCAGGAAAAAUACUCCAAUCGAGUUGUCGCAGUGAAUCAACAAACCCGUACUUUAUUAUCCAGCAUAGGAGCAUGGAAACAUAUAGAGGCAGUCCGAUAUUCUCCAGUACGAAAACUGCAGGUAUGGGAGGCAUGUUCCGAUGCUAUGAUAACAUUCAACGAGGAUUUGUCGUGCAAAGAAUUGGCCUAUAUAAUUGAGAAUGACCUGUUAUUGCACGCGAUCAACAAACAGCUUUCUGAGAAAGAAAAUGUUACUUUAAUUUACAAUUCUAAAGUCGCCAAUGUGAAACUUCUGAAGACGGGAAUGGAAUUCGUUACUAUACAGCUGCAGUCUGGAGAGCAGUACAGGACUAGAUUACUGGUGGGUGCCGAUGGCGUUAACUCCUUGGUGAGGAAGGCAAUGGGUGUGAUUUAUCUCAACUGGCAAUACAAUCAAUUGGGCAUCGUUGCGACUGUCAAGCUGUCUGAGCCUACGGAGAACGUCAUUGCUUGGCAAAGAUUUCUUCCAACGGGACCCAUCGCAAUGCUUCCGCUGACAGAUUCUCUCAGUUCACUCGUAUGGUCCGUCACGAAAGAGAAAGCAAAGGAAUUAUUGAAAAUCUCGGAGGAAGAAUUUGUCGACAGAAUAAAUGAGGCGCUGUGGCGAAUUUAUCCGAAGAGCAGUAUCGUCGAAAGUGGGAUGCAAGGAUUCCACUGGUUACUUACAAGACUUGCCUUAAAGACCAAUGCAUUAUUCAAGCAAAUGCCACCCUCCGUGGAAGCAAUUGUCGAGGGAUCGCGGGCAGCAUUUCCCUUAGGUUUUGGUCAUGCCUCAUCUUAUGCUCAGUCAGGCGCGGUGUUGAUCGGGGAUGCUGCACAUCGAGUUCAUCCUUUGGCAGGUCAAGGUGUAAAUCUAGGUUUUGGCGACGUGGUAGAUCUGACGCAAAUCCUCGCCGAGGCCAACGUGAACGGCAGUCAUCUCAAUGAUAUGUUCUAUUUGCGGACAUACGAGACGGUGAGGCAACGUCACAAUAUACCGAUGAUGCUCGCCAUCGAUGGACUUCAUCGGUUCUAUCAACACACCGCGGCACCCAUUGUUCUUAGUAGAAGUCUGGGCUUGCAAUUAAUAGAUGCUCUCCCGCCAAUCAAGAAACUUUUAAUGCAACAGGCUGCAGGAAAUAUGUUUUAAAAAAUAUGCUGAUCGUACUGAAGAAUGUACAGAAUGUAAAUAAUGUAAAGAAUGGUUAAUUUACUUUCUGUAUUAUACAUAUAUAUCGUCAAAACUAGAAGUGGCAAAUAGGGUAAGGUUAACGCGAUGUUUUGAAGCAUUUUUUAAUUGGUCAAUUUGUAAAAUUCUUUCUUCUAAUUGGACUAUCAACCUUUUCAAAGCAUUUGCAGCGAGACUUUGACCAUAGUUCCAGAUCUGUAAUUAGUUUAUGGACGCUCUGAGAUAAUUAUAUUAAAUUUUUCUUAAUUUUAGAUUUUCUGGUAAUCUCUACAUGUAUCUCCUUUUUUUCCUUUAGAAGAAACAUAUUUGUGUUUCCUCUAAAACAUAUUUAAGUUUCCUGUUAACAUAUUUGUACGCAUAUACAGGGUUUUCCAAGGAUAUGGAAAUUCUGUAAAAAAAGAGAAUACUAGAAAACGGUGAAACACGACGAUGCUCCAUAAAAAGCUAUCUUUUGCAUGAGUGCUGAUUAACUUCUCCUAGGUGUGCGAGGACGGAAGAUGUGAUGAAAAUUUUAAAUAUCAUUAAAAGCCGUAUUUGGAACCUUAUUUGAAAAGCUUUUUAAUGGCGAUCAAGAUGCUAACAAUUUUAAAUCUCUACUAAUAAUUCAAAAUAACAGCUAAAAGUGAAAAUUUCAUAUAUUUAGCAUUACUUGGUAUUAUCCACGAUCAUCUCUCUCGUCUUCAUGCACCUGUGAGUGAUGGUUAAUAAGCAUACAUAAAAGUAACUUUUUUGGAAUAUCGAAACGUAUUUCGAAAUUUUCCAACAUCUUUACUUUAUAAAAAUUAUUACAGGGUUUCUACAUUCUUUUUGGAAAACUGUAUAUUUCUUCUUCUUCUUCUUCUUCUUCUUCUUUUUCUACCCGGUCAUUUCCAAUUUUACUUGUAGAAAUCGAAAUCUUCAAAGAAACUAUAUAUUUGUACAUUCUAUGUUGUUGCCUCUAUGAUAAAAUCCUUAGUUGUUUUGUUAAUAUGGAGACAAA
This is a messenger RNA of Atta colombica, 2446 nucleotides long. RefSeq names its product ubiquinone biosynthesis monooxygenase COQ6, mitochondrial (gene Coq6). The transcript is spliced from 8 exons. Gene Ontology annotation, biological process: ubiquinone biosynthetic process. Gene Ontology annotation, molecular function: FAD binding; oxidoreductase activity, acting on paired donors, with incorporation or reduction of molecular oxygen, NAD(P)H as one donor, and incorporation of one atom of oxygen; 2-octaprenyl-6-methoxyphenol hydroxylase activity. Gene Ontology annotation, cellular component: mitochondrion. Lineage: Eukaryota; Metazoa; Arthropoda; Insecta; Hymenoptera; Formicidae. Bases 1 to 1428 code for a protein of 475 amino acids. The record is from RefSeq and is a predicted model, not a curated record.